AAAAUAAAACCGAAACUGGCGCGCGGUAAAACUCAGUCGUUCACCCACGUACAUUAUAUUGGAAGUAGAUGACGCUCUGUAGAAACACCAGCGCUUUGCGGAUGAAAUCACUACACGAAGGGCAGAGCAGAGGAGUGAGACCUGCGGAAACUACAGUCUUUUAAUACCAGCCCAGACAAAGCGGGUGUGUGUCUCUCACUCCUGUCUGGACGAGGACGACCGUUCAUUUCAGAGUAACGUGAAAAGGCGAAGCGGCGACGAUGCUGACUUCUGCCUCUCAGCGUCGGUCUGCAGCAGCUUCCUUGCAGCAGGGAAGAGACAAGAGGAAGAUCCGUGUUUACGACCUCCGCUUAGAAACGGAGGCGAAAACCUGCAAGCGUUUUAAAACAGCUGGUUUGGACUUCAACGACUUUCUCCGAGCUCUGCACAAGGAAUUUGGAAUCCCUUCAUCUGAGACAUUUGUGGUGGCAACGACUGACAGGAUUGUUCUGGAUUUUGACAGAUUUAAGGAACUCCAGGAUGGCACAACCCUUUACUUGUUGCAACACGAGCACCAGGUUCUGCCUGCGGCAACCGUGGAAAAAAUAUCGUUUAUGCCUCACUAUAAUAUACUGAUAAAGAGUGGCACUUAUGAGUACUAUGCUAGUGAGAACAAGGAGUCAUUAGCCUAUCCACUUGCCGAUCUCAUCGACAACUCUCUUUCAGCCACAGCUAAAAACACAGGAACGAGGAUAAUAGAGAUAAGGAUGCAGUUUGAUGAAAGUCUUGGGAAACCUGCCAUCAUUGUCCUGGACAAUGGACGUGGCAUGACUACAAAGCAGCUCAAUAAAUGGGCAGUUUACGGCACACUUGCAAGAAGAGAAGAAGACUACGUCCGCCCUGAUCCUGUACCUCGAAGUCUUAAUAGCGAUUUAUCGUACUUUGGAGUUGGAGGAAAACAGGCUGUUUUCCACUUUGGAAAUGUAGUCAGAAUGAUUAGCAAGCCAGUGGGGUUACCAGAUGUUCAUGAGUUGGUUCUAUCAGAAGAAGAAUUUGAAAAAAAGGAAAAGAACAAAGAGGAUAUUUAUAGCACCACCAUCCUAAACAGGAAGCCUGGCGACUCUUCACACGUGAGUGAAGAUGAGCGCUUCCUUCGUACCAUCAUCGAUGAGGAACGUGGGAAGGAAAGCUUCACAGCCGUAGUUAUUACAGGACUCAAGGAAAAGCAUAUCUCCUUCCUGAAACAGAAUUUUCGUGCAUGGACCAGACAUCUAGCGCACAUAUAUCACUAUUACAUUCAUGGAAUCAAUGGAAAUGACCUGAGACAAGGCUCUAAAAAGACAGCUCAGCAACCUACAACUGACAUUCAGAUCACUUUAUACGAAAAACCAAACAAAUGUCCCCGUGUGCUGAACCUGAGGGAAGUUGACGAUGACAUGCAAACUUUGUACAUUAACUCUGCUGCGGACACCUUUGAGUUCAAGGCCUCCACUGGACCGGGUGGUGGCACAGUGGAGGGAGUGCUGCGUUAUCAUCCAUUCCUCUAUGACAGGGAGACUUAUCCUAAAGAUCCAUAUGCUGUAAAGGCAUCUUCUGAAAAUGAUGAUUCCGAAAAUGAGUCUGAACUCGUGACUCAGGAAGAAAGGAAGAUCUUUGAGUGUUUCUGGAAUGGACGGCUCAUACCUGGCACCAAAGUGGCUGAGUUUGACUGGUGUUCUCGUAAACAUAACAGCAGAACAGCAACAGGUAUACCCCCGGAGUGUUACCGUCGGCUUUCAGGGGUGCUUUUCACUGAUGACAAUUUCCAGGUCACAAUGACAAACAAGAUGACCUUCAUGGACCUUGAGCUGAAACUGAAGAACAAUCAAACUAUCUUCACACUGGUUGUUAACGGACAGAAAUCGUCAAGAGGUAACAUCCAGAAGGAGUUCACACAGUGGCUUCGAUACUGUAAUGAAAAGUUUGACAAGCAAAUCAAGUUUGUGGGCUUCAAGGAGAUUACAACACGGACAGAUGUGCCUACUAAGAAAAUGCAGCAUCCGUGGGCAGUCUUCUCCGCCAUCGAGUGGGGAAGCAGGACAUAUAAAACAGGCCAACUUGUGAAGACGCACAAUACAAAUCCCAUUCUGUACGGUAAAGUGGUUCGGUUUUUGCUGUAUGGAAAUUUCGAUGGAGACGUCUAUGCCACGGGAGGACAGGUGGAAGUGUCUCGAGAGCCCAAAGCACUUUGGGACAUGAACAAGAUUGUACCCAUUUCCAAGAUCGACAAGACAGCCACUGAUGAAGCCAUCAAGAAAAAUAUCGACAAUGACUCUGAGAAGCUUCCAGAUAAGCUGAAUGUGGAAUGGCCCAAUGGUAACCCCUUGCAAAAUAAUGCCAUUCUUUCCGCCGGGGCUACUGUAGGGCCUCUUAAAAUUGAGAUCCUGAACAGGAGGGGAGAGAAAUUAUCUCAGAUGCCCUCAACAGGCCAUGGAAAAGGGACAAAACUGUGUAUUAAGCUCACGUUACUCUAUCAUGGUCCAAAAUCAGACAAAGAGCUUGCUGCUUAUGUUGCCCCACAUUUAGCAAAUAAUGGUUUCCGGUUCAAAAAAAUGGAUCAUAUGACUGAGCUGGGAAAGUACACACUGAAUUUGAACACAGUGGUCCAUGAAACAAACGCUGUCAGCUUUGGCGGUAGAGCGCUUCCAAGGUUCACACUGAAGUUUACCAUUAAAGAGGGCGAAGCAGCAAGCUUCGAUAUCAGUCCAAUGAGCCCCAUGCUGCGUGUGGGCGUGCCGUUUGACAUUCCUCUGCAGAUAAAAGAUGGUUAUGGCCACUCAACGACCCUCACUUCUAAACUCAAACCUGAGCUCAAAUGCUGUGGUCUGGAUCUGAGUUAUGAGACAUUCUCCAGCAGUGGAACCACAUUCACCAUCAAAAGUGUCAAAGCGAGAGGAAAAGUCCUGAAUUACCAGCAAUCCAAGAGCUAUGACCUGGAAGUUACCUUGCCUGGUAUGAAACAGCACACCAAAUCUAUCAAGAUCGGUCUUCUUCCUGGUAUCCCACAUUCCCUCCACGUGAAACCAGAGGAAACAUCAAUCGAUGUGGAGAACGGAGACCAGGUCACGUUUCAUGUUGAAAUUCACGAUGAGGCUGGAAAUAUCACCGCUAACCCCAAACAGAUCGUCCGCUGCGAGGUUAAAGGUUUCCCCCCGGUGGUCACUGAUUGCAGCAGCACCGGUGCUGGCCAGCUUGUCACAAAGCCCAUUAACCUGAAAAUAAUCAAAGGAGAGCAACAAGACCUCAAAGCUCAAUUUGUGAUGCCUAGUUACAAAAACAUACCGUUAGUCAUAAAGGGGCUGAGGGUGCUGCCCAGCACACGGGUCUCUGUGAUGGAGCUGUACAGUCAGGACAAUGAGAAUCUGGUGCUGAGGAACAGUGAAAAGAUCGAAUGGAUAGCCGGCGGACUGCUGCAGAACUUAUUCUGCAAGCUGUAUGAUGAAGCUGGCAGGGAGGUACCGCUCACUGCUGAAAUAGCCUCCAUGAUCAAGGUUAACUGGACAGGAGAUGUCUUUCUGGAAGAUCUGGUCCAGGGGAAGCUGCCUGAUUUACAGGUACCUAAACGGGUGGGAGAGCAGCGCUUCUACCAGGUCUCCUAUCAGGACCAGAGUGUGUCCGUCUCCUUCACUAUCGUGCCUCGUCCAGAUGAACCAGAGCGUCUAAAAGUAGCUUUACCCCAAACCACAGUGAAGCUUGGUGAGAUCCUCUCCGGAAACAUCAGCUUGGAGCUUGUGGACCAGUUUGACAAUUUAACCAAGACGCUUACCCCCACCUGUGUGAACCACAUAAAAGUGGAAGCUGAGGGGCUGGACAAAUCAGCCAUCACAUUUAAAUGGCAGGAGAGCAGCUGUGCUGCCAUGGUGACGGGAAUUCGUUUCGAGUCAGGGUCUCUCGGCCCCCGAGAACUGCGCUUCAGCUACUCUGACUUUGUGGAGCGUGUCAGUAUUAAAGUGACCGCAGGACUCCCUGCUCAGCUUAAACUCAUCAGUGCACCGGAGCAGCCUUUGCAGGUGUUAAAUGAUCACGGCAUCUCCAAACCAUUUGUCGUCCAGCUGUGUGAUGAGUGGGGAAACCCUUCUCCAGACCAGAGGGUUGUAGUGGACUUAAAGACUUCACCUCCAGGACUGACGGUGAAAACCAAUGUUAUUUCACAACCUGUGAACGCAGAAGGGAAAGCCUCUUUCGUUGUUAAUGGUUUGAGCGGGCCGAAGGGGUGCUAUCAGCUGCAGUUUAAAGGCUCCUUCAACAAAAAACCCAUCCCUGGUCCAUCAGUGAGCCUCACUGUCCUCCCUGAUCCCAAAAAACCAGUCAGCCUAUCGGUGGAGUAUGACACCAGUGUCAAGUUUCUUGCUGGAGGCACAUUUCGAGAUGCACAGAACCAGCAAAAAAUGUCUGAACUAACCAGGAAAAAAGAUGAGCUCAGCAGUGCUAUUGAGAAAUAUAACGAAACCUUUCGUACAUACAAGGAGCUCUUUGGGUUGCUGACGGCUUCUUGCCUGAAUGCCAGUAAGAAAGAGGCUGAUCUUAAAAAUGAGCUGUGCCGGAGGAAAGUGAAAAUCCCUGACCCCAUAUCUGCACAACAUAUUGAUGCACUAAUAAAAAAGAAGAGUACUGAAGCGGAAGCGAUUCAGAAAAUGUCCCGACGAGUUUUCCCCGUCCGUGACAACUUUAGGGGACAGGCAGAGGUUUUGGGAAUGGUUGGCCACCUGGCCGUCGUGCAGGAUGAUGCCGCUGCGUGGGUCAUCUCCUGGCACAUCAGAGGUGAUAUGGACUGUGUCAUCACCAAAACAACAGAAGCAGCGCAGCGGAUCUCUCGUGACACGCAGGGCAGGCAGCAGGUCAUGGCCCUCGACAGCGUGCUUGUGUCACCAGGAAACAGACCGCUGCCACACAUAAGAAAUGGCUACCCGCUUUUUGAACCCCAUGGGAACCCGGUGUAUGCCAGAGAGAUGCUGAUAUACCCCUGUGAUCCGGAGAGCUGUGACAUCGUGUUCAAGAACAUCCUGGGAGAUACUAUUCUGAUUGAUGACCUGGAAUCUGCAAAGAACUACAGAACGGCGGUGGUGCAGAACAGGAUCCAAUGUCCCACCAUACUGACCAGGCAGGGGGACAGGGUCAGUAGCAGGGGAAAGUUUGGAGGUGCACAGAACAGGGCCCCACCGAUGGCCACGUUACACAUGUUUGGAGCCCCCCUCCCACAGCAGUACCACAAUCUAAUGGAACAAAUAGACCUGCUCCGCCAGUACUGCUCAGCUGUAUCGAAGAGGGAGGAAAUAGAAAGGGAGCGAGAUGAUCACGUCAAAAAAAUUACGUCUCCUAAUGUGCAGCAAAAGGAAAAAGACUUGGAAGACAAAAAGAGGCAGCUAAGAGAGAUUGAAAAGGAACUCGCAUCAGCAUCAGCAAAAGGAAUGAAACGAGGCGCUGUGGAUGGUGGUCAGCCCUCCAGCAGCAUUUCAAAAAGAGCAAGACAGAGUUCCACAUAAGAGAUUCUGAUUGGACCAAUUGAUUGUUUUACUAAGUCUUUUUUUGUAGUUUUAUUUCUUUGUUAACUUUGAGUUGAUACAAUGUAUUUUAUUUUUUAGAUGCCUUUUGUACAUUUUAACACUUUUGUAAUGGUAAAAACUGCCUAUGAUCUUUGCAGAGCAUGCUGAAUCUGCUGAAUGUAUGCAUUAAAAAAUUUCUUGAGAUCGCA
Messenger RNA from Oreochromis aureus, 5710 nucleotides. RefSeq names its product structural maintenance of chromosomes flexible hinge domain-containing protein 1-like. Gene Ontology annotation, biological process: chromosome organization; double-strand break repair. The record is from RefSeq and is a predicted model, not a curated record. Lineage: Eukaryota; Metazoa; Chordata; Actinopteri; Cichliformes; Cichlidae. The transcript is spliced from 41 exons. Gene Ontology annotation, cellular component: chromosome. Gene Ontology annotation, molecular function: ATP binding; protein binding. Bases 261 to 5501 code for a protein of 1746 amino acids.